AUGUUCAGCGGUCGAGAGUCUCCCUCAGUCUCGCACUUGCUCCUCCUCGAGGUCCUUCUCUUUAGCAUCGUCAGCCUAUCACAAGCAGCAGCAGCAAGCAUGGUUGACCAAGAUUUAAAAAUGAGAAGCACCUCUCCUUCUCCUCCCCCUCCCGCCAACAUCCCGGUCACCAAUGCUACAACCGCUGGGGUUGUAGAAGAUUCCCCUCCCCCACCCUCGCCCUCCGACGCUGGUGCCCCUGGUAGAUUUGCUGCGUUUCGUCUUGCUGGGUAG
Messenger RNA from Talaromyces atroroseus, 273 nucleotides. RefSeq lists its product as hypothetical. NCBI's taxonomy places the organism in Eukaryota, Fungi, Ascomycota, Eurotiomycetes, Eurotiales, Trichocomaceae. The coding region runs from base 1 to 273 and encodes 90 amino acids. The record is from RefSeq and is a predicted model, not a curated record. The transcript is spliced from 4 exons.